GGGGCCCCGCGGUGCCAGGCGCGGCCGGGCGGUCUCCCGCCGCCGCCGCUCGCUCCGCCUUUCCCCCCGCCCCGGCCGCUGCCCGAAUCACGGGAGGAAGAUGGCGGCGCUCAUCCCCCUCAGCCAGCAGUUUUCUACUGGGAAUCCAUUAUAUGAAACUUACUACAAACAGGUAGAUCCAGCAUAUACGGGGAGAGUUGGGGCAAGUGAAGCUGCGCUGUUUCUUAAAAAAUCUGGUCUCUCUGAUAUUAUCCUUGGAAAAAUAUGGGAUUUGGCUGACCCGGAGGGUAAAGGAUACUUGGAUAAACAGGGUUUCUAUGUCGCGUUGCGCCUCGUAGCAUGUGCACAGAAUGGCCAUGAUGUUAACCUGAGCAGUCUGAACUUGACUGUGCCACCUCCUAAAUUUCAUGACACUAGCAGUCCUUUGCUGAUCACACCACCUUCAACAGAGACUCACUGGGCUGUUAGGGUGGAAGAAAAAGCAAAGUUUGAUGGUAUUUUUGAAAGCCUUUUGCCAGUAAAUGGUUUACUUUCAGGAGACAAAGUAAAACCAGUACUGAUGAAUUCAAAGCUACCUCUUGAUAUCCUAGGAAGGGUCUGGGAUCUCAGUGAUAUUGAUAAAGAUGGUCACCUGGACAAGGAUGAAUUUGCUGUGGCAAUGCAUUUGGUUUAUAGAGCUCUUGAGAAAGAGCCAGUUCCUUCACUAUUACCCCCUUCUCUCAUACCACCUUCUAAAAGAAAGAAGACGCCUGUCUUCCCUGGUGCAGUUCCUGUUCUCCCUGCAAGUCCUCCACCAAAAGAUAGCCUCCGUUCUACCCCAUCUCAUGGUAGUGUCAACAGUCUGAACAGCACAGGGAGUUUGUCUCCCAAGCACAGCAUCAAACAAGCACAGCCAUCUGUGAAUUGGGUAGUACCAAUGUCUGAAAAAGUGCGAUACGAUGAAAUUUUCUUGAAAACAGACACAGACAUGGAUGGUUUUGUGAGUGGCCAAGAAGUAAAGGACAUUUUUAUGCAUUCAGGUCUGUCUCAGAAUCUCCUAGCACAUAUAUGGGCUUUGGCAGACACAAGACAGAUGGGAAAGCUAAGCAAAGAUCAGUUUGCACUAGCAAUGUAUCUCAUUCAACAGAAGGUCAGUAAAGGGAUUGAUCCUCCACAAGUGUUGUCCCCAGAUAUGAUCCCUCCCACAGAGAGGAACACUCCCAUACAGACUCUGUCAGGUUACUUGACCCCUGUAGGAACUGAGAUCUCAGCACUAACAGAAAUGCGUCGUGAUAGUUCAAGUUCUGUUGGAUCAGGAGAAUUUACAGGUGUGAAGGAACUGGAUGAUAUUAGUCAAGAAAUUGCACAGCUGCAGAGAGAAAAAUACUCGCUAGAGCAAGACAUUAGGGAAAAGGAAGAAUCAAUCAGACAGAAAACCAAUGAAGUUCAGGAACUACAAAAUGAUUUAGAUAGGGAGACAAGUAACUUGCAAGAGCUAGAGGCUCAGAAGCAAGAUGCCCAAGACCGCCUGGAUGAAAUGGACCAGCAGAAAGCCAAACUGAAAGAUAUGCUGAAUGAUGUAAGGCAGAAAUGCCAGGAAGAAACACAGGUGGUGAGUAUUUCAUCACUAAAAAUGCAGAUUCAAUCUCAGGAAUCAGAUUUAAAAUUACAGGAAGAUGACCUUAAUAGAGCAAAAGCAGAGCUGAAUCGUCUCCAGCAAGAAGAGACUCAGCUAGAGCAGAGUAUCCAGGCUGGAAAAGUGCAGCUUGAAACAAUAAUCAAAUCUUUAAAAUCAACACAGGAGGAAAUAAACCAGGCAAGAAGUAAACUUUCUCAGCUUCAAGAUAGUCAUCAAGAAGUCAAUAAGAGUAUAGAAGAAUAUAAUGAAGCUCUCAAUGGGAUUCAUGGCGGUAGUCUGACGAAUUUAGCAGACAUAAGUGAAGGCCUUGGGCAGACGGAAAGAAGCAAUUAUGGAGCUAUGGAUGAUCCAUUUAAGAAUAAAGCCUUGAUGUUUACCAAUAAUACACAAGAAUUGCAUGCAGACCCAUUCCAGUCAGAAGAUCCUUUCAAAUCUGAUCCAUUUAAAGGAGCAGACCCUUUCAAAGGCAGUGACCCAUUCCAGCAUGAUCCUUUUGCAGAACAACCACCUGCUCCAGCAGAUCCAUUUGGAGGUGAUCCAUUUAAGGAAAGUGACCCAUUUCGUAGUUCUGCCCCUGAGGAUUUCUUCAAGAAACAGGUGAAGAGUGACCCAUUUACCUCAGAUCCAUUCACAAAACCCCCCACUUUACCCUCAAAGCCUGACCCUUUUGAAAGCAGUGAUCCUUUUACGUCUUCCAGUAUCUCUUCAAAAGGUCCAGAUCCAUUUGGAACACUGGAUCCAUUUGGAAGUGGUGCUUUCAGUAGUAGUGAGGGAUUUGCAGACUUCAGUCAGAUGUCAAAGUCAGUAGCUUCAGACCCCUUCGCCUCCUCUUUUGGAGGGAUGGGAUUCUCAGAUGACCCUUUCAAAAGCAAAUCAGACACACCAGCGUUACCACCGAAGAAAAAUGUCCCUCCACGACCCAAGCCACCCAGUGGUAAAAGUACUCCUGUAAGCCACCUUGGGUCUUCAGAUUUUCCCAAGCCCCAUGAUCCAUUCCAGCCAUUUGGGGCUGACAGCAGUGACCCGUUUCAAAGUAAAAAGGGGUUUGGGGACCCAUUUAGUGGAAAAGAUCCAUUUGCUCCCUCCUCUUCAAGUAAAACUUCUAAAGACUCUUCCUUGGGGUUUGCAGACUUCAGCUCUUUUGGAAAUGAAGAACAGCAGCUGGCAUGGGCAAAGCGUGAGAGUGAAAAAGCAGAGCAAGAAAGACUAGCUCGAUUGCGGAGACAAGAGCAAGAAGACCUUGAGUUGGCUAUUGCACUCAGUAAGGCUGAUAUGCCAAACUCUUAAAUAGAGGUUCUUUGGCUCCACCCUGUCCAAGUGAAACCUUUAAACAUGGCUUUUAUAAAAAUACUAAAUUCUUGGUUUAUGUUGUGAAAAUAAUUUUAGUCACCUUCAACUCUAAACAAGACUGGCUGGUUACGUCAAACUGGGUUCUGUGUGGCUUUUCAAGUGCAUAAUAUGCAGGAAACACUGUCUAAGCUGUAUUACAUGUUCUAGAUAAAAUUUACUGCUUGUAAGAAAUUUAACGUAUGAUCCUAAGAUACUGAAAGCAAAGUUUCUUUAUCUGGAAGACAAUGUUGCAUAUAGUAAACUGCAACUUGUGAAUCUGGCUUUUCUGAAUUCCAUUGGUUUUUUGAGGCUGCAGUAUGAAUUUCAAAGAAAAUGUCAUAAAAAGAUAAUAUUUAUAGAAUUAGCUUUCACUUGUUACACUGAUUUAAUAAUCCAUGGUAGGCUAAUCAGUAUGUCAUCUAUGUCAAAGUCUUCAGCAUAAAUUCAUUAUUAGAUGGUCCCUUUUUAUCCAGGAGAUGUGGUUCUUACAAAAGAAUAUGGCAAUUUAUAUAUGAUGAAUACAAACAUAGUGAACUGUAUAAAAUAAUACGAAUUUGAAGCCUCUAUGAAUGAGUAGUUCUUCUAAUUUAAAUAUUUGUUUGCAUUGAGUUUUAAUAAUUGUAUGUGAUGUUGUAAAAGAGGGAGUUAAUUCAGUUGUAGUAAAUUGCACAACUAAUUUGGUAAUUAAACCAUUAGGUAAAAAUCUUGCUUUAUCUCAUAAGCAAAUAUGAUUGCAGGGUUGUGAUACAAGUUUGAGUGCUGCUUUCAUGUAAAAUCAAGUGAUGGAAAACUUACUGAGCUUGAGCAGUGUUCAUCCCUACAACUCAUUUUACCCUCUUUUGCUCCAACUGCCAGAACAUAGACCGUAUUAUUUGUGUUACCCAAUGGACUGGGUGAGACAGUCCCUGCCUCUGUUUCUUUAAUUCCACCUAUCUUAUAUUAUGGGGUUACAGAUCAAACAUAGUUUAGCUGAAAUAAGGCCAAGUUGAAACAGAUUUUAUUUGCCAAAUACAUGUUCAUGCAUAAGUUAUAGAAGUACUGGUAGACUGGAUUGACUUUAAAAUAUGGCUUGUGGUAGUAAGUCCAAGUAGGAACAGAUUUUAUAUAUACCUGUAGAACUCAAUACUUCCACCUGGCAAGGAUAACACAGAAUGUGUUUUACAUGUCAUAUAUAAAAUAAGUCCUUAUGAUACGUCUGUGAAUUAUUUACUUACUAAAAAUGCCUUUUCUGAUUACAGGAAUUCUAAAACUUCCAUCGACUUUGCCUUGGACUUUUAUGUCUAACGAGAGUAGGCAUCUAGCACAAAAUUUUUAAAAUGUCCUUAAUGUGUAUCUGCUUUCCUGUCAUUAGUUCUGUAGGAAUACAAAGCUUAACAUUCUGUGUUUUUACUGACGCAGCCCUUAUAAUGUUUUCUCUAUUUUUUUGAAAAUGUGGUAUUCCUUCAUCAUCUUCAACGCAUUUAUAUUUUUUACAUUCUUGCUUCCUUACUUUUAUUUUUCACAAUACAAAGAUAGUGCCUGUUCACUGAAUGAAAACAAUCUUUCCCCAUUCUGUUGUAAUUGCCUUAUUCUGGAUGCUUUCCUUACACAGAGAUAAGAAUCAGAUUGCAUCAUUUUAAUCUUCUUAGUAGUUUUCAGCUCUGAAAUGCAGCUAAGAUGUGGCAUUUGUUGUCUCAGGCAUUUGUGAGUAGGUAUAUGGGCGAGUGCAUGUCUGUGUGUGUACAUGCACACACACGUGCCCACAUCCAUCCAUUUACAUAGGCAGCAAUACAUAUGGCAAAACUGAAACCCCGUAUCCCAAAAUGCAGUUUUAGGAGUCAGUUCCCAGUUUGUUGUGUGUCUCCUGUGCUAAUGGUACUACAAAUAAUGUGAAUCUUUAAUUCCUUUCAGAAGGGGAGAUGUAUUCUAGUAUCAAAACCAACCAUAUAAUGAUCUUUAAUACUGUCUUCUAAUGACCCCUUUGGAAUGCAGUAGAAGGUAUUUCUAAUUUUACAGGACCUGAUUUGAAAUCCCUUCCCACUGUGGUAAUUUUUCUCUAAAAUAUGUUAGGUUAAAUGAUCAAACAUACUAAAAUGUCAACAAAUUCUCUUUUCUGUUGGUGUACAAGACUUGAAGUCUCUGAGAGCAAACUUGGGUCUGUCUAUAGCUAACAUGAGAUAAAACUUCUGCUAUGAGAGAGCAAUUUUCAAAAUUGAAUGGCUGCAGGAUUCUCAGUGAAGCUAAACAAAUUGUAUCCAUGUGUAAGAUUCUCCUUUUCAUUUUCAUUUGGGCCUGAGUCUUUGUGGUGUCUCUUCUGCUACAACAAAACCCCAUUCAUAUGUAGUGCCAUUUUAGAAAGGAAAACCACUUUUGGCCUACUGCUUGGAUGAUGUCGCUCCAGUGGGACGGGGUGGAUGAGCUAAAUAGCUUGAUUCAUUAUCUGAGUUAUGUACCAUAACAAGACUUUCUGCUACUUUGUCAGUGCUCUAAAAUACUGUAAUUUAUAAUGCUUCUCAGGCAAUGAGUCUGUGUUUUCAAGAUGUUCAGCAGGAAGCCAGAAAUGUGAAUUAAUCUAGCAUUCCAUAUAGUGUUAGAACUAAUUGCUCAUUUUCCUAUUUCCUUAUUGACUCAUUCUUCAUAUUUGCUUGGACAGUAACAGAAGAUCAAGCAAAUGAACAAGGACAGAACAUGUUCUCUAUGCACAGUGUAUUAGAUUUAGUAACCUUAGGUUUACUGAAACACUCUUGAUUCAAAAUUUUAGACACUGCAGUAGAAGAAAACUUAGCUAUGAUUUCUCCCCAUUGUAUUUAAUACAGUUUUCCAUAUAAAAAGGAAGAUUACCCACGUUCUUCCCUUAUGCUUGUAACUCAGUGUUUUGUAUAAUACCUGCACUUGUUCUUCUAAGACAAAACUUUUAUCGCAAGACAUUGAUCAUCUUCUUCCUCCAGAACAGUGAAAUUUAAAGCACAAAUAGGGCUAUCGCUAUUUGGGCAGAGAAAAUAUGUACAAUGCAAGAUAUAUAAAAUGUGAGUAUACACAAUGCAUAUACAGUGUACAUUAUGAGAUCCAUAUUAUUUGUGUCUGUGUGUAUAUAUAUAUAUAGUGUAUUGUAUAAUGUAAUAAUAGUGUGUGUAUAUACUAUAUAUGUCCACAUACUAUGUCUAGUAUAUAGUUACUUGUGCUGUACAUAAAAUGUGUAUAUACAAUGAAUAUGUAGAAUAUGCAUAUAUAUUCUAUAUAUUAAAGCUUGUGCGUAUGUAUGUAUUCUCUAAACAGAGAUGGAUACAGAAAUGGAAUUUUUACAGAAAUGCCGAUUAGAUCAUGGCUCUUAGAAUUUCAAAGUUCUGGUGAAAGAAAAGAAGGAGAAAUGACUACUUCUAAUAAAUUUGUUUCAAGAUUACUUUCAUUGGCAUGAAAAAGUGUGUUCACUAGCUGUGCCAAGUGUAAGAGAGAAACCUGGCAGAAAGUAGGUAUCAUCUGCACUGGAUGUGAUUUCACAUUCUUUUGAGGUUUUAAAGUGUCUUUUUGAAAUGUAGACUCAAUUUCUGAUCUUCUUGCAUGUGAUGGUCAUGUGGUGUCUUCUUUUUUCUCUAGGCUGAGGCAAUGAUUUUUCUCCUACAUUUGCUUGUAGUUUCACUUCUUUGGUUGUUUGGGGUUUUUUUUUCCCCUCCCCUUUCUUAAAAACUCUUUUUAAGAAGCUAUUCUCAUACACACACACUCCCCCAAACAGUCGCACACUAAGGUGGAAAACAUGUUUUUCUUGCUUCAUUCCAGUUAUAUAGGUUGCACAUAAUUGUCAUCUGGACUUCAGCUCUGUUUUUCCUCCAUUUCCACCUAAGCUUUUACUUUAGGAGGAAUGACUAUCCAUUGAAUUCUUGGCUUUGAGCAAGAAUGGAGGUGAUUCUACUUUCUACUUGGAUAAAUUAUUAGACUCUGUGGUACAUUGAGCAAUCACAAAGAGUUUAGUAGGCUUUUAUAGUGGCACAUGUGUGUUUUAUACAGAGUAUCAUCACUGCUGGAAUGACUCAUGGAAAACCGUGAAUUGCACACAGCACCGAGGCACAACAGUUAAAACAGGAAAGACGGACAAUUAUUCACGUUGAACCUACGCAUGCAAACUUUGCAUGUAGGACACAGGUAUUGAAUUACCCACAUUAUCCUUUAUAGACCAGUAUGUUCACAUUUGCCUCGAGUGGUUUCCCUAAGUUAUAUUCAAAUAGUCUUCUUGUAAAACAUACCAGUCAUUCUGCAAUAAAAACAGAUGCUCAUAAAAGUAGUACUUCUACAAUAAUGCUGUAUGAAAUAUUUUUAUAUUGGCAAAUAUUUCCUUAUGAAAUCUCUGCCCUAUGAAGAUCAUCAGUCCUUAUGCAUUUUGUUUCAUGUGACGUGCUCUCAAAGUGUAGGAAAUUCCAAGCUGUGUCUGACUGUGUAACCUUUUGUUUGUUUGUUUGUUUUAAAUUCCUGUCUGUGAAAUCUGUUGUCAGAAAUUUUGUAGAAAUUAUUUUGUCAUCUUAUGCUCAAAGAUAAUGCACUUUUCUUGGAUUCUUCUUAUAAUCCUUUUGGGGUUACUAUUUCUUCUUUAGUGUUUCUCCAUUGAGAAGAGUAUUUAUUCUGUAGAACUGAGGCCCAAGGAAUUUUGGUCCAAGUAGAAUUGUUGCUUUCCCUCGUGUAAGAGUUUGAUUUCUCCCUUCUGCGUUUUAUUCCUCCCUCUCAGGAAUUUCAUUUCUGUUUAAUCCUCAUUUAGAGUUGGAACUCUGUUAAAGUGAAUUGAUCAGUGCUAAUAAUGAUCUAGUUCAAAUAUCUUCCUAUACCGGUGGAACAGCUAAGUUUUUAUUGUGUGUCAACCAUUGCAUCUCUCUGUAGACUUCACAACAAACAUCUUUUCUUAGAAAGGAAUUUUGCUUAGAGUAUGGUGGAAUCAUAGAAGAUUUAUUUUUAGAGCAAAUAUGUUAACUAUUAUUCAUUGACACACCUGUUUUAUCAGUUGAUAUACUGCUCUUUUUACUUGAAAGUUUUAUAAAUAAAGGCUAAUUUGUUAUAAAAUGGAAUUUUCAUUUUUCCAACUUCUGCCUUCCCCUUUAAGUUUAACUUUGAAAGGAAGACUAGUGACUAUGGUUCCUUCUGCUGUUACAAUUAUAGAGUGCUCUUCUGGUGUCCCUUUUGAUAUGACGUUCUUUAGUCAGACCUAAAAAAGGUGGAAACACAAAGUGGAAACUGCAAUGUUGACCUAAAUUUGACUAAUAUCUCCAAAUAUGUACAGUAUUGUAGUUAUAUUUAUCUUUCAAAUAUCAUAACAAAUUGAAAGGUAUUUUAAUUUUAACCCAUCUCGUGUGUUUAUUGUUUAAUAUAAUAAGAGAAAUGUUAUUGUUUAAUAUAAUAAAUGAAAAGUUACUUUUUGGA
This is a messenger RNA of Harpia harpyja (harpy eagle), 8326 nucleotides long. It is a transcript of the gene EPS15L1, whose product is annotated as epidermal growth factor receptor pathway substrate 15 like 1. Gene Ontology annotation, biological process: endocytosis; endosomal transport. Lineage: Eukaryota; Metazoa; Chordata; Aves; Accipitriformes; Accipitridae. The record is from RefSeq and is a predicted model, not a curated record. Gene Ontology annotation, cellular component: cytoplasm; clathrin coat of coated pit; plasma membrane. The coding region runs from base 101 to 2905 and encodes 934 amino acids. Gene Ontology annotation, molecular function: calcium ion binding; cadherin binding. The transcript has 25 exons.